Thunnus maccoyii (southern bluefin tuna) is the source of this 3471-nucleotide messenger RNA. Its product is annotated as TPA-induced transmembrane protein homolog. Bases 1558 to 2313 code for a protein of 251 amino acids. The transcript is spliced from 7 exons. The record is from RefSeq and is a predicted model, not a curated record. NCBI's taxonomy places the organism in Eukaryota, Metazoa, Chordata, Actinopteri, Scombriformes, Scombridae.
UGAUGGAUAUAUUAAAGCUGUAAUGCAUGCUUGUCCGAAAUGACUUCAUGUUGUGACUGUUUCAUCUCCAGAGACAAUUGUUUUCCAAAGACAAUGCUAAAUGUACUGGACAGUCUUCAGUUAUAUUUUAGAGUUAGUUAGGGGUUAUUGAUGAUGAUUAAUGAUGGCACUGUUCAAAUGCAGAUUUAAACAAACUUACAGGCUUAAAGCUCCAGCUUUUCUACGCAUAGGAACACAAGCACAAGUGAUUUUAAUUAUUUUCCUAAUUAGACCUCUCCUCAGGGUUGUGUUGCUACUGACUACACUUGGUUGUCAGCCCUCUCACUCCAUUGUGAGAUUUGUCGCACUUGUUACGGUGGGACAAUUUACAGCUUGAUAAUUCUUGUCCCAUUUGUCCAUUUUCAACCUGAGCAGAGGAUUAAUUAGAGUACCUGAGAACACCCGUGUGUGUAUGAAGGGCCUGUGUUUAUGAAAUUCAGUCACUUAUUUAUCUCUACAUAUGAUUUCAGGUAAGUCUGAUAUUUUUAGAACAUAAUGUGCUGAGGGAAUUAUUUGCAUGAUGUGAAAACUAUUCUGUAAUCAAUUCAUCAUUCAUUAUUUCAAGUUUUCACCUGUCAACUUCCCAGACCUCUACUGGUGACCAUUAAGAAUUACACUGUGCCCUAUACUUGACACCUUAUUCCCAUGAAUGCAACUUUAAUCCCUUUAAUUGCUUUACUCACAAGCCAAUGUUUUACUCAAAGUCCCUUUUAUUAACUGUUUUAUUCUGAAUAAAGCUGACAGUGUAGCAGCUUGUGCACCGUAAAUAUCUUUCUUGCUGUAAAAAUAGACUUGGACCUCAAGUUUCUGUUCAACUCAAUUGACAAAUGGAUGAUUUUUUAAAAUAUGUAAUCACCUUAAUGUAAAAGAAUAACGAAAUAUAUGUUAUCAAAAGCAGGAAGACUGAUGAGCCCCUGGAAAUAACUGUUUUUACACAUAUUGAAGUUAUGAAAUACAGGAAAAAUACAGUGACCAACUGUCACUUUGACCAAAUGUUUACUUAAAACCAGCGGGACAAGUGGGGUGGGUACUUCAAAUACUGUACCUGAAGUAGGCUACGAGGUAAAGUAGACAUGCUGAUUUCCGUUAUAUCUGACUUCUUGAAUCGCAGUAGAGGCAUGAUGACACUCUCUCGUAACGUUUCCUGUCAGCGGUGUACAGUCUUUUCUACUUUACUUGGCAACGCCUUCCGACGUCACCUAUACCGAAACUUGAAGGAAACUCACCUGGCUGGCUGUCAAGAGGGCGAGAGAGAUUAAAACAGGAAACUAAAGGCGUCGUCUGGAGAGAAACUUUUACUAACGAGCUGUCAAGUGUAACAAUGUGAACUCUCUGGCUGACCUGCUGUAACUAAGGAACUGCGGACUUUCUGAACCGCAGCUGGGUCGUACAUUAUUCCACGGAAAAGUGCGGUUUUAUUACAAGAAGUCAGCGCUGGAAGACAGUUCCGGGUUCAGCCCGUAGCCAGUGUGACCGUGACAACUCCCAUUCAGCACCGGGAGUUAGAAGCAAACCAGCAUGGACAUUGAGCUGCAGACAAUUACGACGAAUGGAAACGAUGGAGAUCAUGUAUCAAAGGACGGGGUGCCAGCAGGUAAUGGAAGUGGCCAGGCCUACAGUAUCCCUGAGGCAACAGAGGGAGAUGUGUUGCUUACUGAACAGCCUAGAAAUGGGGAGAUAAUGUCCUCUGGCCAUGCGGCAGAAACCCAAAGGAAUCAAGAGAAGAGCUCAGUGUGCAGGGUAAAGGAUGAGCUGAACGAGGUCGUCUUCUGGAGAGUCAGACUAUGGAUGGUCAUCAUCUUGGUUUUUCUCCUCAUCUUCGCCAUCAUCAUAAUUUCCCUGGCCUUGUGCUCAACGAUUUAUGAGGACGUGGAUGAGAAGUACGACGCUUCAUCGUUUAACGUUUCUCGAAGUUUCAACGGGAGCUUCAGACUGCCCAACCAGGUCUUCACAGAGGAGCUUCUCACCCUUUCCGUCAGUAAAAGCCAAGCUCUCGCCACAGACCUUCAAAAACAGUUGGCUGACCUCUACAGAUCCUCCCCUGCUCUGGGGCGCUACUUCUCCGAAGCUAAAAUAUAUGCUUUCAGGAAUGGUUCAGUCACUGCAGACUACCGGCUGACAUUUCUCAUGCCCGCAGAGAGGCAGGACGAGUUGAGGAACUUUACCCUGAGCAGGAAGAUGGUGUACAACGUGUUCAGACAGUUUCUAUAUGACCGGGAGACAGAUGAAUCAGAGCCCAUGUACAUUGAUCCAUUGUCCCUAAAAAUGUUUUGAAGAAAUGUUCACAAACUUACAAGAAAACUGGUGUAUCUUGCUUUGUCAUUUAGAGAGUAAGAAAGCAUAUAUGAAACCUCUGAAGGUUGGUGUUUGUAACUCAUGUGAGAUUUUCCCACGAGCAUAUGACACAUCUUUACCACAGGAAACUACAUAGUUCAUACAAACUACAUAGUCAUGCAAAGGCGUCAUGACUUCAGUCAUAUGGAUGAGCUCAUUUUGAAUAAUAUUCUUUAAGACUUCUCUCGAUGUAAAAUCUACAUCCUACUGUCAAACCGAGUAGUUUAUCUGACCAGACAAUGCCAACAAAGAUCAGUGCUUUCUUGAGUAUAUAUAAUAUAGUAUUUCAUACUGUACUUCAGAUUUCAUUAUGUGUUUUUGUAUAACUCCAAGUAUAUCAACUGAAAGGGUAUUUUUUUUUAUAAAUGUCUGUGCUGUAAUUAUUUAUAUUCAUUCCUUGACUAUCACUGUCAUGAGAACAUGAGAAAAGCCUGUAAAAGUGUUUUUAAUGGAAAUACAAGUGUUUAUAUUUGCAUAUCUAUCCCAUUAUUCUGCAUCACCAAGACAUCAUUUGCAAAUGAAAAAAGUGGAACACUCUGAAACAUUUUCCUAGAGAGAAAACAGGAAGGAAAGUCAGCUUCAGAGAUCUGUGUAGGGAAAUUAGCUGUCUGCAGCAUGUUGUAAAUCAAGGCAAUGCAUGCCCAUAUAAAACUAUAUAUUCUGCACACAAAAAAAUCAUACUUUGUAUAUUAUACCACCAAAUGCACAGAAUUUUGUACAUUUCUCAUUGAGGUUUUGUUUGACAUGUACACAAGGGCUCAUGUUUUGCCCUUUAACCUGCUGUAACAUGUUUUUAACAUUCUCUGUGGUUGAACAGUAGAGGGAGUGCAUGUUCCUCAUACACGAGAACAGUCACUUCUACUUUUGUUUUCUUUCUGUCUUGUGCUUGUCUGAUAUUGAGAAUUUACAUUGAUAUUUUCUCUUAAGUAGUAUAUUGUACAGGAAGGAAAGUCAGCUUUAGGGAACUGUAUGGGAAAAUUAGCUGUCUGCAGGAGUCAAGUCAGGGCAAUGCAUGUCCAUAUAAAGCUAUAUAUUCUGAACACACAAACCUCAUACUUUGUAGAGUAUACCACUAAAUAAACAACAUUUUGUACAUUU